AGCGUUUUCUGCGCAUCUGCCAAUUCCUACUUGAAUCCAAACAUAUAAUUCUGCCACAUCGUUGAAAUAACUGCUAUUCCAUGCUAAAUUCUAUAUUAUAUAUUUUAUAAACGUACGCGCAAUGUAGCUGCUACCAUUUUAUCACAGUAAUGUUCUCGAACUCUUAACUAUUGAAAGGAAAUAAUGGAAACAAAACACACGGAAAAAGAUCUGAAGCAAAUCUUCUACGCGCAGUCGUUUUUAAAGAUAGUUGGCGUUUGGCCAAUUCCUAUCGGAUCCCCUUUGAGUUCGAAGAUACGAAAUUGGUUCAUAACUUUUUUCUCCUUUUUCUUGCAAAUAUGUAUCGUGGGUCCGUGCAUUUUGGUCGUGCUCUUAAAAGAGAAGAACGGAAAGAGAAAGAUAAAUCUGUUCAAAUUGCUUACUAACACUCUGAAUCAAUUGUUCAAAUAUGUGGUCACGUUGAACAGAGCUAACGAAUUAGCGAUAGCCAUGAACGAGAUAAAAAACGAUUGGUUGACUGCCACAUCAGAGGACCGAUGGAUUUUUGCGGCAAAUUCAAAGAUCGGUCAAAGAGUGAUGUUGAUAGUGGCUGUUACCGUGUAUAGCAGCGGUCUCGGUUAUCGAAUGCUUCUUCCACUUUUAAAAGGAAAAAUUGUCCUGCCGAAUAACGUUACCAUAAGACUGCUCCCCUGUCCAACUUACUUUACCUUUUUUAACGAAUUAGUUAGCCCAUACUACGAGAUGAUCUUUAUGCUGCAACUAUUGGCUGGAUUUUUCAGUUAUACUGUCCUUAAUGGCACCGUUGGGAUUUCUUUGAUGCUUUCUCUUCAUAUGUGUAGUUUAUUGAAGAUUUUAACGAGGAAAAUGGCCAAUCUCACGGAUAGAUCGAUUACCAGCGAGAAUAUUAUGCAGGAAAAGAUUGUGGAUAUCGUGGAAUAUCAAACGAAAAUCAAAAGAUUUUUGGGUAACGCAGAACUGAUCACCGAGUAUUUUUGUUUUUACGAUAUUGGCUGUAACAUGUGUCUUAUGUGUUUCAUAGGAUACAGUGCUAUUCUGGAAUGGGAAAACCAUAAUAUCGCCGCUAUAGUGGUCCACUUUAUGCUGUUAGGGACAUGUAUUUUUAUUAUAUAUAUAGUCUGUUACAUCGGUCAACUUCUCCUCGACGAAAGUAAUAACUUAGCACAAACGUGCAUCACGUUAAGUUGGUACCAUUUUCCGACAAGAAAGGCCCGAUGUUUGAUAUUGAUGAUUAUUAUGUCCAAUUAUCCUGUAAAAUUAACGGCGGCUAAAGUGGUGGACGUAUCUUUAACCACCUUCACCGAUGUUAUGAAGGCGGCAAUGGGUUAUUUAAAUAUGUUACGAGAAGUUAUUUAAUAUUAUCACUUAAACUUAUGAAAUAAUAUGUUUCAAUAUAUAUAGAAAUAUUAUAUUGAUCACAACACUUAGAAAAAACGUAAAAAUGUUUCCUCAAUCACAUUUUUUUCACAUAUAUUUAAAUUAUUAUUGCAAACUAAUUGAUCUUAUUUUAAAAACAAAAAUAUUUUAAAAAUAGUAAUUACAAUAUUUUAAUAUUGUUAUCUCCUUUUAUAUAUAAUUUCUUAUACUCAUAGUCUAAUUAUAUUUUUUUUUAUACAUGCACAUAAUUUAUUAUUAUGGCAAUUUUUUUUCAAAUAUAUUUAAUAUAUAUAUGUAAAAAAAGGAUCAACAAAUUAUAUUUGUUACAAUAUAUACUUAUGUGAUACAUUGCAGUUGAAAAUAAUCCUGAAGAAAUGUUUUCAAAUACAUUUUCACUCUAUUGUAAAAUUGUACAAAGUAUUUUGAAAUUGUUUUUAUAUUAUUUCCAUUUUUUUAUGCAAAAUUUCAAUAAUUUUCUAUAAUUAAAAAAUACUUCCUAUGAAUGCUGAGUUUUUCAUAUCUGUUCAUAAUGAUGAUUAUCCAUCUCUUCAUUAUUCUAAUAAAUUUUUCAAAACUUUUCCAGAAAAUUAUUACAAAUUACAAAAAAAUUUUGUGAAUUUAUAUAAUGCAAUAAAUUAAAUAUUAAAUUUUUUCAUAAUUAUUAUGUAUACAAAAUAUAUAUACAACAUAUAUAUUUUUUAAAAUAUUUUAAAAUUAUUAUAUGGACAAGAAAAUAGAAAAUAUCAUGAAUUAUCUUAAUAUUUAUUGCAAAUUGGACAAAAUAGAUGUAGAACAAGACAUUAAUGAUGAAUAAAUCGACUGAUUUUUCACAAUAUAUAUAUUUGAACUUUGGUUAUAUCAGUGUUCUGCUUUAUCACAUUUUGUUUUAGAUAUCAGAAAGAAUUGUUAAGGGGAAUAUUUUUCAGAUAUUUAUGUCUUACAAAUUUUCAUCACCAAGUCUUAUAAUACGUUGUCUACAUUAUUUUGAAUAGUGGG
Molecule: messenger RNA, 2391 nt
Organism: Apis cerana (Asiatic honeybee)
Lineage: Eukaryota; Metazoa; Arthropoda; Insecta; Hymenoptera; Apidae
Biological process (GO): detection of chemical stimulus involved in sensory perception of smell; sensory perception of smell
Cellular component (GO): plasma membrane
Molecular function (GO): olfactory receptor activity; odorant binding
Source: RefSeq, a predicted model, not a curated record